Diospyros lotus (date-plum) is the source of this 1207-nucleotide messenger RNA. Its product is annotated as protein STAY-GREEN homolog, chloroplastic-like. The record is from RefSeq and is a predicted model, not a curated record. Lineage: Eukaryota; Viridiplantae; Streptophyta; Magnoliopsida; Ericales; Ebenaceae. The transcript has 4 exons. Bases 281 to 994 code for a protein of 237 amino acids.
UUGAAGCAAAGUUUCGCGUCUUCAUAAGGGGUCUCAUGCCGACACGCAUGCCCAACUCUUGAGGCUGUCUCCACGCGCUCAUUGCACAUCAAUUGAUACCAAACCCCUAAGCAACGCAACCCCCAAAACGGAAAAGCCACCCCACAUCAAACUUCUUAAUUUGCAUUAAUACCGCCGUCAUAUACGGCGGAAGCCGGCGACCAGGGUAGAAUCAAUUAAUUCAGUAAAAGGGGGCUGAGCAAGGCUCAAGCCUGAAGCCUGAAGCAUCUCCAGACCGGCGAUGGCGACUUUGGCGGCUUCUCCUUCUCACCAACUACUGGAGCUAAAGCCUCAUCAACAACAGCCACAAAGGAGGUGGGGGAGGAAACCAGCCAAGAAGCACCAAUCUGUUGUCCCCGUUGCGAGGUUAUUCGGGCCGGCCAUAUUUGAAGCUUCGAAGCUGAAGGUUCUGUUCCUAGGAGUUGAUGAAAAGAAGCAUCCGGGCAAGCUCCCCAGGACUUACACGCUUACUCAUAGCGAUAUAACCUCCAAGAUCACACUGGCUAUCUCUCAAACCAUUAACUGCUCCCAGCUGCAGGGAUGGUACCACAGGUUACAGAGAGACGAAGUGGUGGGAGAGUGGAAGAAGGUGAAGGGGAAAAUGUCUCUGCAUGUUCACUGUCACAUAAGUGGUGGCCACCCCCUAUUAGAUCUAUGUGCUAAGCUCAGAUACUUCAUUUUCUGCAGAGAACUCCCAGUGGUACUCAAGGCCUUUGUUCAUGGAGAUGGGGAUUUGUUGAAGAACUACCCAGAAUUACAGGAAGCUUUGGUUUGGGUGUAUUUCCACUCCAACAUUGAAGAAUUCAACAAGGUGGAAUGCUGGGGAAAGCUCAAGGAGGCAGCAACAGUUAAGCAGGAGGAGAAGAGGAAGGAGGGUUCAGCAACCAAUUGUGAGAUUCCACAGCCAUGCCAAGAGGGCUGCAAAUGCUGCUUUUCUCCAAUCAGCAUGGAGUGAAUACCUACCUACUCGCCCACUCUCUUUGAACAACUGUAGUUGGGUAGGGAAAGAGAGGCUGUGAUGGAUGCAUGACGGCUGGCUUGGAUUGGUGAAGAACAUACAUGGUGUUUGUCAAUGUAUAUGCAAUUAUUUAUUAUUAUUUAUUUAUAGUUUUUAGAAGCUGUUCUAUAUAUCUAACUAUAGUCAAGUUCUGCCCCUUUUCUAGCUCGU